UCGGAUUCAGGUGUAUGGAAUAUUAAUGUACUACUGGCAAAUUAGUCACAAAGGCUUCCUUGGGUCAGUUGUCUUUAAUAAUAAUCAGCCUCUUAGGACGGGGCACAAGCGGGUGACCAGUCACCCUGGCGACAAAAUGCUCUUUUCCCCUGGCAGAAAGAGCCCUCGAGGGCGUUCAAUCUGCGACAAAAACCGCCUUUCCCCAUUCUGCAAGCACGCGGGGCCUACUGCACCAUCUAGCUUCCGCUGCGCGUCACUUUCCCUUCCGGGUCGGGACCCCAGCGAUUUCCAGGCUUGCGUACUGCUGUUCGAACGCCGGCCCCGCCCCCACCCCGUUGCCAGGGCGUCGGGCGGCUCAGAGCCGCCAAAGUCGGCCUGGAGAGGAGGCGUGGUGUCCUGCGGCCGGCUGGGGGGGGACUACAGAAUGGGCUGAGUCGGCGGCGGCUCUCAGGACAAGGUGGACAGCCCGGCGGGAGGCGUGACCCGGGUUGUGGCUGUUUAGGCUGUGGCCUUCAGGAGAGGGCGGGCCGCGUGGGCAGAUGCGGUACCGAGGUGGGGGUUCCCACGCUUGUGGACCGUAGCUGGUCACAAGAAACCCGCAAUGUUUGUUAGAGGGACUUUUUAACCUGCCUUCCUUCGUCGUUGCUGUUUUUUUGAAAAGGGAACUUGUUUUCUAAAUCCCGUAUUCUAAAAUGAUUCCUGAAUUAAGCGCGAAUCAGACCUCCCUUAGUCCCAAAAUGCUAAAUUAAUGCAGGACACCCAUGUAUUGUGGUGAAAAUUGGAACUUCUCCGACAACCUAAGAGUUCCCAGGAACAGGCUGUGCUGCAGCCAGCUCUCCUAGAUUUUGUUCUUAUAUUUGAAAGUAGGGGGUUAUCGACUCUACAGUACAUUAUCCAGCUUGAAAAUUUAAAGCAUGAACUUAUAACAUUUUCUUUAUUUCUGUGAAGCAGAAGCCCGGCUUGAAAAUGGAGAUGUAUGAAACUCUUGGAAAAGUGGGAGAGGGAAGUUAUGGAACGGUCAUGAAAUGCAAACACAAGGAUACUGGGCAGAUAGUGGCCAUUAAGAUAUUCUAUGAGAAACCAGAAAAAUCUGUCAACAAAAUUGCAACGAGAGAAAUAAAGUUUCUAAAGCAAUUUCGGCAUGAAAACCUGGUCAAUCUGAUUGAAGUUUUUAGACAAAAAAAGAAAAUUCAUUUGGUAUUUGAAUUUAUUGACCACACAGUCUUAGAUGAGUUGCAACAUUACUGUCACGGACUAGAGAGUAAGCGACUGAGAAAGUACCUGUUCCAGAUUCUUCGAGCGAUUGAGUAUCUUCACAAUAAUAAUAUUAUCCAUCGAGAUAUAAAGCCUGAGAAUAUUUUAGUCUCUCAGUCAGGGAUUACUAAGCUCUGUGAUUUUGGGUUUGCAAGGACGUUAGCAGCUCCUGGGGAUGUCUACACAGACUAUGUGGCCACUCGCUGGUACAGAGCUCCAGAACUGGUGUUAAAAGAUACCUCUUACGGAAAACCAGUGGACAUCUGGGCUUUGGGCUGUAUGAUCAUUGAGAUGGCCACUGGCAAUCCCUACCUUCCUAGCAGUUCAGAUUUGGAUUUGCUCCACAAGAUUGUUUUAAAAGUAGGCAACCUGACCCCGCACCUGCACAAUAUCUUUUCCAAGAGUCCUAUCUUUGCCGGGGUGGUUCUUCCUCAAGUUCAACACCCAAAAAAUGCAAGAAAGAAAUACCCAAAGCUCAAUGGAUUGCUGGCAGAUAUAGUUCAUGCUUGUUUACAAAUUGACCCUGCGGAAAGGAUAUCGUCUACUGAUCUUUUGCGUCACGAUUACUUUACUAGAGAUGGAUUUAUUGAGAAAUUUAUACCAGAGCUGAGAGCUAAAUUAUUACAAGAAGCAAAGGUUAAUUCCUUCAUAAAGCCAAGAGAGAAUUUUAAAGAAAAUGAACCUGUGAGAGAUGAGCGGAAACCAGCUUUUACCAACACGUUGCUUUAUGGAAACACAUCACUUCAUGGAAAGGAAACGGACAAAGACAAAAGACCCAAGGAGAUCAACGUCAGAGUUCUUAAGGCCAAAGGAGGGAAAGGCGAUGUCCCAGACCUGAAAAAGAUAGAGUAUGAAGGUGAACUCCACCAGCAGGGCACAGCCGAUGACAUGCACGCCUUGUCUCAGGAUAGAAAGCCCGCCAUUGCUGAAGUGCCAAAAACUGUCAAUCCCAGCAUGCACCCUGACGGUGUCAAAGAAGACCCACAUGCUGGAGGUUGUUUGAUAAUGCCACCCAUCAACCUGACAAGCAGUAAUUUGAUGGCUGCAAAUCUCAAUGCAAACCUCUCCCACCCCAAUUCACGGUUAACUGAAAGAGCAAAAAAGAGACGCACUUCUUCACAAACCAUUGGACAGACUUUGUCUAAUAGCAGACAGGAGGACACAGGUCCCACACAAAGCCAAGCAGAGAAAGGCGUAUUUAACGACCGAACAAGUCAGAGUGACCAAAUGGCAAGUGGAAACAAAAGAAAGCUGAAUUUUCCCAGAUGUGACAGGAAAGAAUUCCAUUUCCCUGAACUGCCAUUCACAAUACAGGCGAAGGAAACGAAAGGAAUGGAAGUUAAACAGGUGAAAGUGCUGAAGAGAGAGGCAAAGAAAACAGAUUCACCUAAAAUACCAACUUUACUCACUGUGGACCCAAAUCAAGAACAACAAGAGAAAGAACCCUAUGUGGCUAUGAAUGGGUAG
Molecule: messenger RNA, 2721 nt
Organism: Alexandromys fortis (reed vole)
Lineage: Eukaryota; Metazoa; Chordata; Mammalia; Rodentia; Cricetidae
Gene: Cdkl3
Product: cyclin dependent kinase like 3
Exons: 12
Coding region: 967-2721 (584 amino acids)
Biological process (GO): protein phosphorylation; dendrite extension; positive regulation of dendrite morphogenesis
Cellular component (GO): nucleus
Molecular function (GO): ATP binding; protein serine/threonine kinase activity
Source: RefSeq, a predicted model, not a curated record